AGAUUACUUUGUCCCGUUCGGACAAGUAAAUUCUUCCAGCAUUUAUAACGUCAAGAUAAAUGUAACCAUUGUCAAUAUUGUAUGACAUUUGUACCGGACUCGUCAUCAUCCAAAAAUACCGGCAGAACGAUAAUUGAGAGCAAUUGAGAGGAAGACCGGCGAACCUGUUGAAGCGAGAUCGCGCGUCGUUGAGGACGAAUAUCUCGAUAUCGCCACUCUGUCGUGAUGGACAAGACGAAGUUGGUCAGUAACGACCUGGAGCUGCCUCCGCUGCGCAGCCUAGACGAUUUCCUGUUGGAGUCCGCGCGUUUCCAACUACCAAAUCUCAAAGACUUGGAAAAAUGGGGCAAUCGGGUGGUCAACAAUCUUCUGUAUUAUCAGACCAAUUAUCUAUUCUUGUCCGUCAUUAUCUUCCUCAUCGUUGGAUUACUUCAUCCUGUUAAAAUGCUAGUCGGUAUGCUAGCAAUGAUGGCAAUUUUGGGAACAUUUGUUUAUGUAUCUAUGGAAGGAAGUAUGAUACAUAAUUUUAAAAGGCAAUAUCCAGCAGUUGGAGUGUUGUUUAUAAUAUUUGCUGGAUGUUUCAUAACAUAUACUCUGGGAUCUCUAUUAGUUUUCUUGCUGGGCAUUUUGUUACCUUUCUGUGUGACAUUCGUGCAUGCCUCACUGAGAUUAAGGAAUAUCAGAAACAAGCUUGUCAACAAAAUUGAAGGCAUCGGCUUGAAACGUACACCAAUGGGUGUGUUUCUGGAACAUCUUGAAGAUGUGACUGGUAUGACCCUGCGCGCCCAGACAUCAUUCAUGCAACCGCCUCAUUAAUAUCCUGCUUUGUCAUCAGGUUGUAUAUUAAAUUGUUAAAAAUUAAUAUCAAUAACCAUCGAUAUUUUCUCCGCUGCUACUCUAAUCGAAUCACAGUGUUUCGCAUGUUAUUAUCAUGAUGAGAUAAACCUUGUAAUAUUUCAGAAUAUAGAUUUGACAGAUAUUUGCGACUUAAAACAAAAGCAGUCUGUGUUAUGUGAUCUCUAGUACAACAAAACUGACAAAUAGCAAUGAAUUAUUCUAAAAUACUAAAUAUUGAAUUUACAUAUUUACACCACAAUGUGUUUAUUAUUUUUUCUUGAAAUAUUUAUUUUAAGGG
Molecule: messenger RNA, 1135 nt
Organism: Formica exsecta
Lineage: Eukaryota; Metazoa; Arthropoda; Insecta; Hymenoptera; Formicidae
Gene: Jwa
Product: PRA1 family protein 3
Exons: 4
Coding region: 226-816 (196 amino acids)
Cellular component (GO): membrane
Source: RefSeq, a predicted model, not a curated record